This is a messenger RNA of Babjeviella inositovora NRRL Y-12698, 2968 nucleotides long. It is a transcript of the gene VPS16, whose product is annotated as tethering complex subunit. NCBI's taxonomy places the organism in Eukaryota, Fungi, Ascomycota, Pichiomycetes, Serinales. The coding region runs from base 69 to 2912 and encodes 947 amino acids. Gene Ontology annotation, molecular function: actin binding. The record is from RefSeq and is a predicted model, not a curated record. Gene Ontology annotation, cellular component: endosome; HOPS complex; cytoplasm. The transcript has a single exon. Gene Ontology annotation, biological process: vacuole fusion, non-autophagic; endosomal transport; intracellular protein transport.
GCUUGGCAUUUCAUGGGGUUAAUCAAAUCCCAGUUCAUCACUGACCCUUUCUCUACACCUCCUCAACCAUGAACACUAGCCCCAGCCUAGGAUGGCAACGUCUUGACGACGUCUACUACCGCCUUAGAGAAUGCUACGCCUGGACGGUCCCCCACGAAACCCAUGCCCUUAGCAAAACGUCCCUUGCGCCGAUAACGUCGACACUUCUCGCGCAGAAAGAAGGCAGUGCGUACGCUUAUUCAUCCGUGGGUGCACCCUUAGCGCAACUCAACUGGAAUGCCGCAAAGAGCGGCAACUUGGUCAGCUGCGAAUGGUCGGGUGACUGCCGGGAAGAUGUGUACUUUGUGUCCGCCACCGGGGUAAUACGGCAAGUGUACGACUACAUGAACAACAACUUCCGCGAUUUCCGGAUUUCGAUCGAUGGAUGCCAUAUCCUAGAGGUCAAGCACUGGGAGAAAGGUAUUGUGAUCCGCUUGUCUAACCGAAAGUUCUUUGCCCUUUUCUAUAACCAGUUUCUGACUGACUCGGUACUCCCAGUAGAAAUAGAUCUUUCAGAUAGCCUCCAAACAGCUGAUGUCAUUUAUGGCUGGACCGUCAUGGCUGGAACAGACAAUUCCUUUGAACUCUUAAUCGGAAAGGACCGCACGGUGAUGACGGUUCAGUACAACGCUUCCCUUGCGCGUUGGCUGGUCGUGGAUAAGGCGCUUACGGAGGGUCCCUUUCGCCACAUCAGCGUCUCUCCGAACCGCAAGCUCGUGUCGCUCUACAACGUAGAGACCGGUAAGAACUAUAUUGUUUCCAGCGACUUGGAGCAGUUCUACGCGGAGUACACUAACAAUGACGAAGCCCCUGGUGCCGUCGCGUGGUGUGGAAGCGACGCCGUCAUUCUUGUCUACAAGGAAGAAAUAAAGCUCGUGGGGCCGUCCAGCGAGGCUCUCACGUUCUACUUGAAUGAGGAAGAGAACCUGACCUUCACCGUUGACACCUACAGCUACGAGGAGUAUCCGCUUGUGCGGACAGAGUGCGACGGCUUGAAGAUGUUCUACAAGAACAAAGUGUCAUUUUUGUCCCGCGUAGGUGACGCCUCGGUCGAUGCCUUUCUUAUCGGCUCCACCUCGCCCGCAGCCAUUCUCCUUGACUCCUCCUCCAGCUUGCACCAGCAGUUGACCAACAACAACUCAUUGUUCAAUUUGCAGGAAACCGGGACCCUUGAGCCCGCGAUAACCGACUUGGUGGAAUCUGCCAGGGACGAGUUCGGUAUCCUCUGGCAAAAGCGUUUGCUCAAGUCCAUCCAGCUUGGGCGGUUGUACUUUGAUAAGGACACCACCCAAACGUCCGCCUUGGCCGCUAUCAACGACGCGUAUCUCGAAACGGUCACCAAGCUCCGCAUCCUCAACCAGCUCAGAGCCAGGGAGAUUGGUGUGUACAUCACCUACCAACAGUUCCAGCUGUUGCUCGACGACCACGCGGCAAAGCUCUUGGGGUUACUUUUGAAACGAAACUUGCACUAUUUAUGUUUGAAGUUGUUAAUGGAACUACGCAAGAUCAACGUCAGCGCCGAUCGCUGGUUCGACACAAUUGUCAAUCAUUGGUUCAACCUCAAGAUCAAGCAGUCCAAUUCUGCGAGCGACCAAGAGUUGUACGAGCUCAUCAUUGCCAAAUUGGGCCAGUUUUCCGUGCAGUGCCAGCCUUUCAACGGCCGCAAAGACGUUGUGAUGUCUUUAAAUGAGAUUUGCGACUUAGCCUACCGUGAGGGAAGAUUGACCUUGUGCAAACAAUUGCUCAACCACACCGCAGCUGACCGGAAGUAUCCCCUCGUCAUCACCACAGACGCACAGUUUGUUAUGAAAUUCUUGACUAACCUCGAGGAGCACGAACUCGUGUUGCUGAAGCUCUUUCCGGUACUCACAGAUGAUGGAGACUCAGCCAUAGCUUACAGUUACGAUCUCAGCUUGCUCAGCCUCUAUAUUCUCCAGCAAAAGGUCACCUUGCCCCAUUUUUUCAAGUUGCUCAACCUAACCCAGUUCAACAGCAACGGCUCUAUUAUCUCUAUUGCUAACAGCUCAUUGAUCAGCAGCUUCUGGGUCCAGAACGUGGGAAGAAAAGAGGCCGGUAUGACGGGUCAGUCUGACGUUGAGAAAUGGUACUACCAGCAAGAUAACAAGUUUGAGCUCGAAAACGAGAGGUUUGAAACGGAGUUGAAGGCAAUUGAUCCCAAGGUAGAGAAUAGCACGGUAUUUCGCGAAUUCUCCAUUGAGGAUGUCAGGGCCAGCUACGAGAAACGAAAGCAGAUCUACGAAGCCAUGGUCAAUGAAUACAGCCAAUCUGCGUACAAAUCCGACACCGGCUACCUCAAAAGAGAGCUCUUGUUGCUUGACUACACGUAUGACUUGUCGAAGACCUACCAGAGUGAUUUCAUACAAUACAAGACCAUCAUCGACGUCAUCAAGGUGCUCAUAGGUCCAACCUUCAAUCUCCCGUACUCCAAAUUGGCCAAAGUCCAAAAGCAGUUCAAGGUAAACGACCAAAAGCUCUGGUACACGAUUUUAGACACCUUCACGGUACAGUCCAACAGUUUCAUCAAGUUACAUGAGUUUGUGGUGGACCACAUCUCGAUGUACUCCAGUAACCAACCCCCGAUCGGUUUCGAGCCGAUCAUCGAGCGUUGUAUCGUGCGGGGAAGCCACUUGAACAUGGAAUUUUAUGUCUCAGAGUGCAAGACAUUGACCUACAAACAGAAAAUCGAGAUAUAUCUCAACGUGCGGGAGUACUUGAAGGCCAGUACUUUGGCCUUUGAGAACAAAAACUCAGCCCUCUUGUUAGAGAUCUACGAAACCGCCAUGGAAGACGGACAAUCCAAUGAGAGAACCAGGACCAGCAUUAAGAGGUAUGUGGACCAGUUAAAACGAUGAGCGCAAUGGAUGCUGACUUUGUGUUCAUUUCUUUAUAUAGACUAUAAAAGAUGGCC